UUCUGCGUGAUGAAUUUCGCAUAGAACCCCAGAAUACACGCAUAGCUCAAGGUGAUACCGCCCUCUUGGAAUGUUCAGCACCACGUGGCGUACCCGAACCGGUGGUGUUGUGGAAAAAAGGUGGCAACAUAAUCGAUUUUGAAUCAUCGAAACGUAUACGCAUUGUUGAUGGUGGCAAUUUAGCCAUACAGGAUGCUCGACAAAGUGAUGAGGGUCAAUAUCAGUGUAUUGCAAAAAAUCCUGUUGGCGUUCGAGAAUCAGCGAUAGCCACAUUGAAAGUUCAUGUGAAACCAUUUAUAAUACGUGGCCCCCAUGAUCAAACGGUUUUAGAAGGUUCAUCAGUAACAUUCCCCUGUCGUGUUGGCGGUGAUCCAAUGCCUGAUGUUUUAUGGCUGCGUACAGCUUCUGGCGGCAAUAUGCCAUUAGAUCGUGUCAGUGUACUGGAAGAUCGAAGUUUGCGAUUGGAGCGUGUCACUGUGGCUGAUGAGGGUGAAUAUAGCUGUGAGGCUGAUAACAUUGUGGGAGCCAUUUCAGCCAUGGGUACUCUGACAGUAUACGCACCACCCAAAUUUUUACAACGUCCCACUAGUAAAUCUGUAGAAUUGGGUGCCGACACUUCAUUUGAAUGUCGUGCCACCGGCAAUCCUCGCCCCACAAUCUUUUGGACCAUUAAAAAUAAUAGAACCAUCAUAUUCCCCGGUGCACCACCGUUAGAUCGUUUCCAAUCGAUUAAUACCGAAGAGGGUCACUCCAUAUUGACGCUAACGAAAUUUCAACGCAGUGACAAAGAUUUAGUUAUUGUCUGCAAUGCCAUGAACGAAGUGGCCACCAUAACCACACGGGCACAAUUAACUUUAGACUCACAGGAAGAUAGACCACCGCCAAUCAUCAUAAUGGGACCGGUUAAUCAAACACUACCUGUCAAAAGUUUGGCCACACUGCAUUGCAAGGCAAUUGGACUGCCUAACCCCACCAUUUCGUGGUAUCGUGACGGCAUACCCAUUCAUCCGACGGCAAAAGUUAAUUUGACCACAGCAGGUGAUUUAAUAAUUUCCGAUUUAGAUAGGCAACAGGAUCAGGGCCUGUAUACAUGUGUGGCCAGCAGUCGUACGGGCAAGAGUACAUGGAGUGGCUAUUUGCGCAUCGAAGUGCCCACAAAUCCCAACAUCAAAUUCUAUCGGGCACCUGAACAAAGUAAGUGUCCUUCAGCUCCUGGUCAACCGAAAGUAUUAAAUGCAAGUGCCGAUUCACUGACCAUCGUCUGGCCAACAAGUGAUAAGCCAGGAGCCUCACCACUGCUGGGCUAUUCGGUGGAAAUGUAUUCGACGAAUAAAAGUAAAACAUGGAUACCGAUUGCAUCACGCCUGAUUGAACCUAUUUUCACAGUUGAUGGGUUGACAAAUGGUGCGGCAUACAUGUUUAUUGUGCGCGCCGAGAAUGCCUUGGGUUUCUCCCCGCCCUCACCCAUAUCUGAACCGAUAACAGCCGGCCAGCUAGUGACCAGGGGUAGUCAUCGUGGUGCCGGCAGCGGCAUGAAUGGUGCGGGUGGUGUCAAUGAAGAUUUGAUGUUCGCCGAAGUGGAGACGUUGUUGCAAACGAACGACGUUGUUGAACUACUUGAAGCCAAUGCCACAGACUCGACUAGUGUACGGCUGGCAUGGGACAUCGAUAGCGGCCAAUAUAUUGAAGGAUUUUAUAUUUAUGCACGUGAACUACAUUCGGCCGAGUAUAAAAUGAUGACAGUCUUAAAUGCGGGCAAUGGUGCGAGCGCGUGUACCGUUAAUGGUUUGGCUAAGGCGAGUAAAUACGAGUUUUUUCUUGUGCCAUUUUACAAGAGCGUCAUAGGAAAGCCAACAAAUUCGAAGCAAUGCUCAACAAUGGAAGAUG
Musca vetustissima is the source of this 1887-nucleotide messenger RNA. Its product is annotated as protein sax-3-like. The transcript has 4 exons. The record is from RefSeq and is a predicted model, not a curated record. Gene Ontology annotation, cellular component: plasma membrane; axon. Gene Ontology annotation, molecular function: protein binding. The annotation marks the transcript as partial. NCBI's taxonomy places the organism in Eukaryota, Metazoa, Arthropoda, Insecta, Diptera, Muscidae. Gene Ontology annotation, biological process: cell-cell adhesion; axon guidance.